UCGCACCUGCGCGGAACAGAUUUUGGAUUGAGGGGAAAACAAAAAUGGCGGAAGAGCAGGAGCUUCUGCAGUUAGAAAAUCUGUGCAAACAGUUGUAUGAAACAGCUGAUACCAAUCUACGCUCUGAAGCUGAGAAAGCCUUGAUACAGUUUGCUGAAUCACCUGACUGCCUCAACAAAUGUCAGUUAUUAUUGGAAAGAGGAAAUUCUCCUUAUGCUCAGUUAUUGGCAGCCACAACUUUGACAAAGCUUGUCUCACGUCCAAAUUUAACUUUGCCUUUAGAACAAAGAAUUGAUAUACGGAAUUACAUAUUAAAUUACUUGGCUACAAGACCAAAACUUGUUCAUUAUGUUCUACAGGCCUUAGUACAGUUAUUUGCCAGAAUAACCAAACUUGGUUGGUUUGAUGUACAAGAUGAAGGUUUUGUCUUCCGUAAUGUUGUGUCUGAUGUUACAAAGUUUAUUCAGAGUGGAUCAACCCAGCAUGUGAUGAUAGGUGUACAACUGCUGUCUCAGCUUGUCUGUGAAAUGAAUCAGCUUAGUGAGGCUGAGGCAAGUAGGUCAAUCAACAAGCACAGAAAGAUAGCUUCAUCAUUUCGAGAUACACAGCUAUUUGAAAUCUUUCAACUGUCGUGCUCACUUCUUCGUACUGCUGUUGGAAAUCUUAAAAGUAUGAACUUUACGGAUGAUAGUCAGCAUGGUUUAAUAUCAAGUGCAUUAAGAUUAGCCCACAACUGUCUAACAUUUGAUUUUAUUGGUACAUCCAAUGAUGAAUCUUCAGAUGAGCUGUGUACAGUACAAAUACCAACUAGCUGGAGAACAGCAUUUCUAGACCUGUCAACAUUAACCUUGUUUUAUGAGCUGUAUUCUGGUUUACCUGCAACUCUCUCAUCAAUGUCAUUAUCAUGUAUAGUACAAAUAGCAUCAGUAAGGAGAUCAUUAUUCAAUGGAACAGAAAGAUCACAGUUUUUAAAUCAAAUUGUUGUUGGUGUGAGGAAUAUAUUAGAAAACCCACAGGGUUUAUCAGAUCCUAGUAAUUACCAUGAAUUCUGUCGUCUGUUAGCAAGACUGAAAUCAAAUUACCAGCUAGGAGAACUUGUCAAAGUGGAAAACUACUCUGAUACCAUCAAACGCAUUGCAGAAUUUACAGUUACCAGUUUACAGCAAAUGUGGCAGUUUGCCCCAAACAGUGUUCAUUACCUUUUAAGUUUGUGGCAGAGGAUGGUGGCAUCUGUUCCAUAUGUGAAAGCCACAGAACCUCACAUGUUAGAAACCUACACUCCAGAAGUGAUGAAGGCUUAUGUCAUGUCUCGUCUGGAGUCAGUUACUGUCGUAGUCAAGGAUGGUUUAGAUGACCCUUUAGAUGAUUCUGGAAUGAUUACACAACAACUAGACCAAAUAUCCAGUAUAGGUCGAUGUGAAUAUGACAAAACAUGUGCCCUGUUAGUACAGCUAUUUGAUGAAGCCGCUCAGAGAUACCAGGAAUUAGUGUCAGCAGGGUCACCAGGGGCUGAACUAACCAUACAAGAAGGUCGUCUAUCUUGGUUGGUGUAUAUAAUUGGUGCUGUGAUAGGAGGAAGGGUGUCUUUUGCCAGUACAGAUGAACAUGAUGCUAUGGAUGGGGAGUUAGCAUGCAGGGUUUUACAAUUGAUGAAUCUAACAGACACAAGAAUAGCUCAGGGAGGUUGUGAAAAACUAGAUCUCGCAAUACUUAGUUUCUUCGAACAAUUUAGAAAAAUUUAUGUGGGUGAUCAAGUGCAUAAAAUGUCCAAGGUUUAUAGGAAACUAUCAGAAGUUUUAGGACUAAGUGAUGAAUCUAUGGUAUUAAGUGUUUUUAUAGGCAAAAUAAUUACUAAUCUAAAAUACUGGGCCAGGAGUGAGCAGAUCAUAUCAAAAACACUGCAGCUACUUAGUGAUCUCUCCGUAGGAUACAGUAGUGUUAGAAAACUUGUGAAAUUAGAAGCCGUCCAAUUCAUGUUAAAUAAUCAUACUAGUGAACAUUUUCCAUUCCUUGGUAUAAACACAACCAGCACAACCAUGGCAGACAUGAGAUGUCGAACAACUUUUUAUACUGCUCUUGGCAGGUUGUUACUUGUUGAUCUCGGUGAAGAUGAAGACAAAUUUGACCAGUUUAUGAUGCCGUUAACAGCUGCUUUUGAAGCUGUAGGAAACAUGAUGUCUGAUGUCAAUAUACAACUCAAGUCAGAAGAAGCAAAGAGAUCACUAGUAGGCUUAGCCAGAGAUUUAAGGGGAUUAGCCUUUGCUUUUAACACAAAGACUAGUUUUAUGAUGCUGUUUGACUGGAUAUAUCCAGCCUAUACUCCUGUAUUACAUAGAGCCAUAGAACUUUGGUAUCCACAGCCAUGUGUUACAACACCUAUAUUAAAACUUGUCACAGAGUUAGCUCAAAGCAGGUCACAAAGAUUAAUGUUUGAUGUCUCAUCACCAAAUGGUUACUUAUUGUUUAGAGAAGUUAGUAAAAUGAUUGUCAGUUAUGGUUCCAGAGUUCUUUCCUUAGGUGAUGUUCCAAAGGACCAGAUUUAUUCAAUGAAAUUAAAAGGAAUAUCUAUAUGUUUUUCAAUGUUAAAGGCAGCUUUAUGUGGAAAUUAUGUGAAUUUUGGUGUGUUCAGAUUGUAUGGAGACGAUGCAUUAGAUGAUGUUUUAAAUAUGUUUGUUAAAUUAUUGUUAUCUGUAUCUCAACGAGAUUUAAUGGAUUACCCUAAACUAAGUCAGAAUUAUUAUGGUUUAUUAGAAUGUUUAGCCAAUGACCAUAUGUCCUUCAUUAGUAACUUAGAACCUCAGGUUUUUCUGUAUAUAUUGUCCACGAUAUCAGAAGGAUUAACUGCAUUAGAUACCAUGGUAUGUACAGGUUGCUGUGCCACAUUAGAUACAGUCAUCACUUAUUUAUUUAGAAGACUGACGAGUAAGAAGAAGAAAAGUUCCCCUGGAGCAGUCAGUGAUAGUGAAGCAUUCCUUAGAAUUUUAGAACUACAUCCAGACAUUCUCCAACAGAUGUUGUCUACAGUGUUGAAUAUCAUUAUGUUUGAAGACUGUAGAAAUCAGUGGUCCAUGUCACGUCCAUUACUAGGUUUAAUAUUACUUAAUGAAAAUUAUUUCAACAAAUUAAGAGACAAUAUUAUAUCCAAUCAACCAAAUGACAAACAACAGAGUAUGGCUCUAUGUUUUGAAAAUUUAAUGAAUGGAAUAGAUAGAUCACUUUUAUCUAAAAAUAGAGAUAGAUUUACACAGAAUUUGUCAAUGUUUCGACGAGAUGUGAAUGACUCUUUGAAGGCUCCCGGUGGGUCAAGUCCAUCACCGUCACCCUCAUUAGACAUGAUGAAUUGUGGGUGACUAGGCCUGUGAUAAUCAUCCAAUCAUUUCAUCUUGUGUUUCUGUGAAAGGGAGAUAAUUUAGCUGAAGAUCAAAGACUGUAUACCUGUUGGAAGAUUGUGAUAUUUGUUUAAAUGUCUACAGCAACAGAUACCAGGACUAGAAAAUUUUAUGUGUUAUAGUGCAUAUUGCAGAAAAACUAGACUCAGAUUGCCACUCGGUGCGUUCUGAUAUAAAGUAACUGGAUGUCUUAAUGUGAAGAUAUAUUUCAGUUUCAGUGUAAAUCACAGAUUUUUACCAACUUUAAAGGGACACUCUGAAUUUCAUGUGGGAUUUUUUUAAAAGAUUCUACAGUCCUAGGGUCAUACACCAUUAAUAACAAAAAUCAUUAUUUCUACUCAGCAAGAUACAAAUGAUCUCAUUACUUUAAAAGGAAGUAUCAUACAUAUGUAUUAGAAUAUGCUAGAUCGUCUCAAAACUGUUUUAUUAUACCAGUCUACCUAUGUUAAACUGCAUGGUUAUCUACUUUUGGAAUGAGCAAAUAAAUAAGUUUUAAUUGUGUUUACAAUGCAAGGCUUUUUAGUUAAAUUCUAAAUAUAAAUUAUAAAUUGUCCUCAAAACAUAUUUAGACCAACUUUUGUCAAUUAAACAUAUGGAUAUUUUAUUCUAAACAAUAGAAUUUAUAAAUUUGAAAAUUUGUAGAUGUAGCUUUUGAUUUGUUCUUUUGUUUGACCUUUGUCUGUUUAUUUACAAAUAAAUAAACAGUGAUGUUUUGAAGCCUUGCAAGAAGAAACCUUGAUAAGAAUUUAUCUAAAUAGUUAUACCUCUUGAGACUUGUCUGUGUUAAAGCGACUAUAGUCAGACCAACAAAUGUAUCCCACCGAUUUAGUAUGUUAUUAGCUGUAUAUAGUUUAUUUUUCUUACUAACUUUUAAACAGUAGAGCUAUUACAACAAAAUGAUUAUAAUCUUCCUAUUGUCAACUUUUUAUAUUUUCAAAAUAACUUGAAAUUUUGUUCUGAGUGUGUGUGCAUGUCUUCUUGCACAUGUAAAAUACUUCGUUUUCAAGGCAUAGAAAAAUAGAGAUGAAUUUGAAUAUCAUAAGAAAUUUGUUUUCAAGGGCUAUUUCAAUAACAUUUACAUGAGGAUGCUCAAUAGUGUAUGAUAAUUAUUAUUUUGGUUUGGAGGUUCAAACACUAAACUCUUUUUCAAAUUUGCAUUAACAGUGGGCAUUUCCGUUGAAUAUUUAAUAAUACACACAAUAAAAUAAUAUGAUAAAUUGGAUUAUUCAGUGGCGGGUUGAAGGUGAUGGGUAUUUCUACUUAAUUUUUUUUCAGUCCCUCAAUUUCCUAUCUUGUUCCAUUUGAGAGGCAGUUGGUGCUCGGUAAAUUUUAUUGCCAUGUUGGUUUUAGGUACAAUUGGUGCAGGGAUUGGGAGUAUUAACUAAAGUGCUGAAUGUUUAUGAUAAUAGUGCUAUAUUUGUAAUAAUAGAAAAUGUACUUAACGUGAAAUCCAUUUCACAGAGAAAUAUACACCUUGAUUGAUAUGUAUUUGAGAUAUAUUAAAAUCUAUUUUUAAGGGUUGUUCUAUUAUUAAUCAAUAGUCUACAGUAUCAUCAAAACUUACUCAAAAUGAACACAGUGCCAACAAAACAUCUACAUAGUUUUUAUGUAUGUAAAAAAUGCGCCGCUAACAACAAAAAAUAGAUGAAAAAAGUAGAAGUUAGCCUUGUGGUUCUGGAUGUAUAAAGGUGUUGUGGUUGUUAUGAAAAUUCAAAUGUUUUUCAUGCUUCUCUAUUAUUGCAAAAUUUGAAAGACUCAAUCAGUUGUUCUGCUGACUCUUUUAUUGCAUAGGAAAUGAAACCUUUUCUUAAGAAUCAGUACCUUUUUAUUUUGAUAUUUAAACUUUUGCAACGUGAUGAACUGUCCCUUUAAUAAAUGCAAAAGCUAUUGUUCCCUGCAAAGUUUAUUCAGUGAAUCAACUUCUACUUUAUCAGCAGAAAGCAAUAGCUAUAGUAUUAUUCAUUAGGACAACUCACGUUCCAAAAAUGUUGAUGCCCAAAUGAAGUGGUAUAGAUUCUUGGGAAAGGUGGUAUAUACAGCCUUACAUUUGAAAAAUACUCUUCAGAUAUACAGACUUCAAUAGUAAAAAGGCACAUUAAUAUCAAGUUAUUGCUUCAUGAUUCUUGUUGUAUUGCUUUAUAGGACUGAUUUAUUAAUACUUUUAUCUGUAAUUAAGCAAUCAACAAAAGAUCAACUUUAAGCUAGAUAAUUUUUUUAUGCAAUUUCAUUUCAAAAAAGUGUAUUUGUAUAAUUUUGUGUUUUUUCCGAGCAAAUAGUGCCUUGUCUGUAGUAACAAUCAUUUUUUGCAGAAACAUCUCAUUUGUGCAUGCAAAUUUGCAAAAAUGAUGGAAGUAAAAUGAAAUGUAUGUUUCAAUGUAUAAAAGUACAGAUUUACACAUUUCCAAUAUUUAUUUGUUAAAAAUUAUCUUUGACCGUUUGUGUACCAUUUUGAUAUAAGUAAGUAAUUAUAUUCUCAUUUGAUAUCAAAAUGACAAUGUUUUUCUCUCUUAAUUAGACAAAAGGCAACAUCAUUAAGAUAUUUUUUUAUUAAAGAACAUCUUUAAUCUUCUGCUUUGUAUGUAUUUUGAAGAAAUUAACCAUAUAAGAAUUUGUUUGAAUAUGCUAAUACAAUGUAUUUCUGAUUGUCACAACAGAAUUAUUUAAUUUAAUAUUGAUUUCACAAAAAAACAUACCCUCCUUUGGACUCAUUUGUAAAUUGAAAAGGACAGUUUCCUGUUAACAUUCCCGGAUCUUGAUGUUUCUAAAGGCAGUUGACAAAAUGAGAUAAAACCAGCCCUUGUAGUCAUAAAACUUUUGUAUAAGAUUAUUGUUCUCUGGCCAAGGCAACAAUCAAUUGAAAAAACUGGUCUUAUUGUUUGGAUCACAAAUUUUGUACUCCCUAAUUUAUGACCAAAAGCAGAGUGCUCAGUUUUACAAGAAUUUAACAUUUUUGAUAUCUUUGGAUGAUUUAGAUUAUAUAGCUGUCAUUUUCAAGUAUAUACAUGAGCCAAAUUAUUAACCGACCGAACAAACAAAAACUUGAUAGAAGUAAUUAAAAUGAACUGCUUUAUGUUUGAAUAUGUUAAUCAGAUAACUGGUGGUGUGGUAGUAAUACAUUUCACUUUUUUCUGUACAUUUUGACUGCAUCAUGUGACUUCAUCAUGUGACAGCAUCAUGUGAUAGGAUAUAAAUGUGUGUAUAGAAAGUUAUACAUGUCAUGUGUUCAUUUCAUAGUGAUUGCAGUUUGUUGUACAAAUUCUGUUGUUUAAUAUAGUAUGUUUGUAUUUGAAUGUAUGAUUUGAAAGUUGUUUAUUUGUUAUUUGUUAAAGCAUGGUUUUGUGGUUGAAUGGAUUUUAAACGGAAAGUAUGUUUUCAUUGACUUGUGACAUUUAAACAUUUGCGGUAGGAAUUUUCAAUUUGGGUAAAGUAAAAAGUAAAAAAAGAAAUUUCAAAAUUAUUUGUUAAAAUUCAGAAGAGUCUUUAAAUAGACAAUUUUUUUUUUGGAUGAUAAUUCAUGGGUCAUACCAAACUACUGGAAUGCCCAAGUUAUGUCCAGGCUUUUAACCAUAGUGAUUUGACAAGUUACAAUUUACAACUGUCCCAAUAUUUUGAACAAAACCAGUUCGGAAUAUUUUUUAAUCGUACCCUGUCUAAAUCCCAUUUAUUAAUACUGCCAGAAGUGAAAGAUAGCAGUCAUUGCUGUAAACAUAAAUUUAUGAAAAAAAUUACUUGGUUAUUAUUAUUAAUAUACUUAGGUGUCGAUAUGAAGAACCAUAACUAUAUCUUGAAUUCAAAUUUUUUAAUGCUCACAUCAAAGAAAAUAUUUUAUGUAAUAUUUGUGAAUAUUAUUUAUUCAUACAUUCUAUCAAAUCCAAAUAACUGAAAUUUCAUAUAAAUAUUCAACAUGUUUUAGUUGCUUGACUUGUAAAUGCCAAGUUGCCAACACUUAGCUAGGUAUUGCAGUACUGCAAGCUUAUUGCCAAUGUUUGGGUCUCUCUAGAAAUUAAAUUCUAAUCAGAGGUAAAUCUGUAUUUUUAAAGAUUACAUUUUUAUAGAGACAUUUUCAUGACUGACAUUAUGUUGUGUACCUAAGUGACAAAGAAUAAAAGAGAUGAAAAUAUGGAUUAUAUUUGAAUGUAUGGGGAAAGGGAUUUUGUUAUGAGCUGGGGGAAAUAAAUUUUUGUAAAACAUG
Molecule: messenger RNA, 7581 nt
Organism: Mytilus trossulus (common blue mussel)
Lineage: Eukaryota; Metazoa; Mollusca; Bivalvia; Mytilida; Mytilidae
Product: exportin-7-like
Exons: 30
Coding region: 45-3350 (1101 amino acids)
Biological process (GO): protein export from nucleus
Cellular component (GO): cytoplasm; nuclear pore
Molecular function (GO): nuclear export signal receptor activity; small GTPase binding
Source: RefSeq, a predicted model, not a curated record